AUGAGCGAUAUGGAAGUUUUGAAAGUUUUCAGGAGAGUUUCCUCAGAGACGGAAAGUGUCGCGUCAAUUUUCAUCAGUAGUUUGAAUGUACGCCAUUCCCCUUCUCCCACUUUAACAAUAGCAAUUUUAACUAAAGAGAAAGGAAUUGAAUCUGUUGGGGAGGAAUUGCCUCCCAUAGUGACGCCCUUGUACACGUGCCUACACAAUCAUAUUCACACAAAAGAACUUCUUGACGUUCACGUCGCUAUACUAUUAAACGGCGCGAUCGAAGUCGAAGAGGACAUAUUUAGAAACCUAGACUGGAAUGAAAUGCACCAUCUACAGUUUGCUGAUGACCUUGUAAUUUUGCUGAAGACCCAACUGCCCUUCAAAGUGUCAUGCCCGGGAGUAUGGUUAUGCCAGGAUGGCCGUGUGUCACUCACAGUGUUUCUACUCGGUACAAGUUAUCAAACGUGCAUGUUGCCCCCAAUCUUCCCACUUAUGUUCAAAGAUGUGUUUUACUUUCGUAAGAGAUUUCAAGAAUCAUGUGCACUAAACAACAUCUGCUGUAUUUUAAAAGACGAAACAAUAUACUGUGAAUUGGUACAAUGGACUGACAACUGUUUCACUGGUAACUGUUCAGUGCUGGCGCAGUAUCUAGGAGCCUUAAAUGAUGUAUUAUUCCCACCGAACAUGUGUUCCACUGAUGGUGUUGAUUUAUUAAUGAGGCGUGCUAAAGAGUUCCCUGGCAUACUAGCACCAAAGAUCGAGAUAGCAACAAAGGUCCGUAUUGACGAGGUGUGGGAGCAACCAUGUAACGUUAAAGCGAUGGGGGUGACAACGUGUCACUGCGCCCGUGACAUUGAGGGCUCCCGGCAAAAGCAAGUCUGUCAUUCUGCACAGUAUCACAGGAGUAAAUGUACCAAGCGGGUCCCGUCCGUGUCCCGGUCCAGGUCCAGGUCCCGGUCGCGGUCCCAGGGCUCCUCCAGGUCCUGCUGCAGUCUCACUCCGGAACCAGUGAAGACCGUAUGUGGAUGCCAAAAGUCUCAAAAUGGAUCAGAAAAAUUUAAGACGAAACCGAUCGCAUCGUUUGAAGACGACGUAAUACACAAAUCCUUGUUAGAAAGUCGCUAUAUCGAUCAGCAGUCAAUUUACGACAAUAAACUGGUAGAUAGAGAAUUAAAGAAACAUUUUCAAACUAAAAUAUCGCCUUGUGUGUGUGAAAUAUGCAGAAAGUAUCAUGAAUUGUUUCACGUCAACGAUUCACGUAAUUAGAGACUGAUAAUUUAAACCGUAACGUCGCCCCAAUAAUGGUUAGUGUUGAUAUAUCGACACUUCCCACGUAUAAUAUCGUAAGUCGUAACUAUAACAUAAAGUUAAUUGUAUCAUUUUUACCAAAUUUACAGUACAGCUAAUCAAAAUUUUUCAAUGUUUCUCUCUCAUUUAUAAUAAUGGUGGUAAGUGGUAAUAAUAAUACGUAUAAUAAUGAUCGUUGUGCGUAAGCCAACGCGUAUGUCAAUUCAACUAAUGUUUACAUAAUAAUCGCAUCUUAAUAGAAUCUUAGUUAAUUGCAUUUUGCCGUUGUACUAUUUACCUGAAGUUCAAUAUUAUUAUAUAUCUGUUUGAUUUGUGAGGAAGAUAUAGCACUAAUAAUUUUGGACUUCAGGUAGAUAUUACAAUGUUAAAAAUUGAUCGACCGGUCGCGGAUAUUCUGCAGUUAUAUUAAAAAUGAAAGAAUACAAACCUCGUUAACAUUAUAUACAUAUAAUAACUACAUGUAUUUAUUUUAUUUAAAAUCUAUGGGAAAAAAUAUUGAAACUAAAAUAUUAUCUUUGUCUAUUAUCGUAAUACGAUCCCACUGUCCAAUCUCGCCAACAUUAGUCAAAGUAGAAUUAAUAAAAGAAUAUAUAAUAGAAUUACUAAUUUAACAUGUAAUAUUUUUUUUUCAACUCGCACAGUCUGCAAUAUAUCAACUCUUACCAUAACAAAGUAGUAGCAUAGACUAUUAUAAAUUCUUUAUUUAAUUUAUGUCCGCGAUAGGUUUUGUCCCAUCUUUCUUUGUUUAGAUUUACCGUAAAGUUGUUAAAAUACACUUACGACAUUAUACGUCGGACUAUUCGAUGUUCUGUAAAGCUACGGUCUUCUAUGUUAGCGGGGUUGAAUUGUAACAGUGACGAGAAUACCGAUGUCUUAAUAUGGCAUAAUCGUGUUUCUAUAUAGCGUCAGUUUCAGCACCCGCUGCCAUUUUUAUUACUGCCUUGGGAAACCGUAGUUAAUUGCCUCAAAUUACAAAUGUUUGAAAAAAACUUACCUUAAAUUCAUAUACAUAAAGUUCAUUUUUUCUAUACGUUGUACAAUCGGGGAUGGUCUUUUUAACAAAUAUUUUUUAUCCUUUUUAACUUGUGAUUUGACAGUUUGUAUUAUGAUAAAAAUAUCUAUUGGAAUGCUUAAGCUACUUUAAAACUUGGGUACCUGAAUAAUGUAUAGGUCUUAAAGAGUAAUUAUGAUAUAGUUUAUUCUUAUUAUUGACAUUAUCUAAUACAUCAUUAAAGGUUUUGUACAUUAUAGUAGUAGCCUUUUUUAAAUCAUUAUAAAGCUAAAUUGACAAAUUUGCUUAAAAAAUAAUAAUGUUGUUUUAUAUAAUGAGACUUGGAGUUGAUAUAAAUUAUUUAUUUUGUUAUUAUUUAGUGGAGUGUUCAAUUUUAUGUUAUUUAAUGAAAUCUCCUUAAAUUAUUGUUAAUUUAUUAUAUCAUACCAGUUGGAAUCAUGAAAUAAACACAUUUUUAU
Diatraea saccharalis (sugarcane borer) is the source of this 2766-nucleotide messenger RNA. The record is from the annotation of a GenBank genome assembly. NCBI's taxonomy places the organism in Eukaryota, Metazoa, Arthropoda, Insecta, Lepidoptera, Crambidae.